GUUCCCGACGAUGUCGCCGCGAAUAAGUGAGCUCUACGGGGCCAGUAACGGUGCGUUCCGUGUAGGAGAGGCGGAUGCUUACGCUCAGGACCUAGACGAGCUCGAGCGUGAAGAGCGAGCGCUGGAAAAUAUGGUUCAGGAGCUGGUGAACCGAAAAGCCGCAGUUCCUAUUGGCGCCAAAUUUCACCGUGAAGGCACCGGCAACGUGGCGCAGCAGGUGGCGACAGGUGCUGACAGUUUCAGAGACAGUGAUGUGCCUCUGGAUCCGGAUACUCAGCUCGUACGGUCGAGUUCGUCUGAAGAAGAGCUUGAAGAAGAAAUGGACGAAGACGAAAUGAUGGACGAGGACGACUCCGAAGAGGAGACGACAGGUAGGGCGACCAUUGUGCGGGUAGAAAGACAGCAGAGAGACGAAGACCCGUUCACCCGGGAUAUCGAUUCAGGAGAUGACUCAAUGGAGAUGGAGGAGGAGCUGCCACCUCCAAGCAACUGGCAUUGACAGCCGACUCAACUUGGAAACUUCUUACUUACUAAGUACUUUGUUUUAAUUAGGCUUUUGCAAGCUUGCUCUCUUAGUACACGUCACGUACCAGGCCAAUGUAGAUCGCGGCGAGUCAAAAUUGGGGGAAAAUCGAGUCACAAGCUCCAGUUGCCACAGCUUUAUCUUCCGCUCACAGAGCUAACGUCGUGUUCCUGCAAUGCGGAGCUCCUGCUGUUUUCGAGCUCGCCUUCGUCCUCGUCGUUGGGUGGGAUAUCGCCGCGACACACCUCAGCAAAGUUGUGAGCGCAGCCGCCGUCAAACGGGUUGUAGAACUCGUCCAGUGGCGUCUUCAAAUACGGAUAUUUGUCCUUGUUGAACACUUCGUUGGUUGUCAAAUUACGACUCACGUUGCGUAGCUGGAUCAUCAGCAACGUGGCCGUUGGCAAGCCGAAGACCGUCGCACAGACCAGCAAGAAGCCGUGGAUACCGUGCAGCAACAACGUCGAUGACUCCGAGCGUGCCCAGUCAGGUGGUUGCAGCCAUUGCCACGGCCACGGUGCAGUGUCUUCAACGCUAGAAGCAGGUGGAUGCAACGGCAGAUGACCGAGUAGAAUGCUCAGUGAUAUAAAGCCGAUAGCAAAGCAGAAGCCUGAAAGUGUAACCAGGAAGAUGAGGAAACUGCGGUGAUUGCCAAUGCCCACACAGUUGUUAAUCCAUGGACAGUGGUGAUCGAAGCGAUACACGCAGCGUCGACAGGCCGAGCAAUGUUUCGAACGCUGGGGCUUCCG
This is a messenger RNA of Phytophthora nicotianae INRA-310, 1269 nucleotides long. RefSeq lists its product as hypothetical. NCBI's taxonomy places the organism in Eukaryota, Oomycota, Peronosporomycetes, Peronosporales, Peronosporaceae. The record is from RefSeq and is a predicted model, not a curated record. The coding region runs from base 11 to 499 and encodes 162 amino acids. The transcript has a single exon.